AUGUUUUAUUAUCUUUCCGAAAACGAAGUCACUAAAUCAUUUAAAUAAUUUUUAAAGUGAUUCGGUACUUGGGAGUUCUUUCAAGAAUUGAAAUAAAUUCAGAAUUCUCAAUUUAUGCAUCCACUUACAUCUGAGGUAUUUCAAAUUUUUGCGCCAUUGCAAACCAAGCAAUCCUCCAAUCACUUCAAAGCAUUUAACUGCUUUCAGUCGUCAUACGACCGCGCACGCGAGAGUUUCGUGUCGAGUAUGAUAAAAUUCGUGUGAUUUUUCGUAAAAAGUUAAAAAAUAUACGUGAUUGAAAGGGAGCGAUUAGUAGAAAGUGUUGGCGAUAUGGAGAAGUCUUGGAUUCUGAAGAAAGUAAAAGGCAUAGCUUGGAUGGAAUUGCCGCCAUGAAGAACAUCAUUGCGCAGUGUGAAUACGUCAAGAAUUACAUGUGAAUACGAUGAUUCUGCAGCUUCAGUUAGACACUGCUCUGAAAUUUAUGAAUCAAAUAGAGAGGAUCCGGCUCGACUCGCCGAGGCAACGUCUUUCUGCCGAGUGUUUUUGACACGAGGCGGUCUCUCCAAUCGAUCCAGGCUAGAAUAGCCGAACCGGAAGUGGGACGUUUAGGCUCGAUGGGAAUGACAACGAAGAGAGAGCGACUUAACUUUGGAUCACGACGGGGCCCUCUCGCUGUGAAUCACUCGAACGAAUUUCCUCGAUAAGAUAGCUAGCUCUCCUCCCAGCCACCUAUUCUUCCAUGCGAGAAUUACUUUCGUUGAACGAAGGAGAGGCGAUUCUUCUACUUAAGAAUUAAUUGAAAGGGAAACGAAUCGUCGACGUUGAUCGAACGAGGAUCUAGAAGACAUCAGCUUCUUCCAUGAACCAUCCUGUUUCAUCUCUUUCAUAAGUUAUUAAAUAGAUAAAAAAAAGAACGUCCAGACAAAUUGCUAUUAUAAUUUUAAUUUCAAGUAUCAAUUUGAACAAUAACUCACUAUGCCACAAUUGGUGUGGUUAGAGGCAUCAGUGAAGCAGGAUGAAGGUAGAUCCCGUUUCACGUUCAGGUUUUCUGGUAUCUACGGUUGAAACUGAUAUACUCUGAGCUGAAAGACAAUGACUUCUGUCAGAGAGUAGUAUGACAAUUGGCAGCUGAUUGCGAUCUUGCACCCCUGUUGGGAGGGAGAGGAGAAAAAAUUAGCGACGGAGGAGGCAAUCAACGUGUCUGUGAAGUAGCGUGGCCCUAGGUUUUGCGGCUGUAUCGACCUAAUAGUCCGUAGUUCGCGGCAGCUCGUAAAAUACGGCGAUUACACGACGUGAUUUCGUGGAAAACCAUAAUAGCCGACCCUGACCGUCGAGAAAUCGUCCCAUCGGAACGAACAGUUCAGAAGAUCCUCCCUUUGCAAUUUAUCGAUGCUGCAAUUCGGCUCUCCAACCUAUCCAACCUUCAGAAACUGACAAAUUUUCUAAAAAAUUUGAACGACAUUUUUGUAAAGUGCGUAGAUGAAGAAUGGGAAGCUUUUUGUAUUCUACUGAUUUCUAAUUCUAGUAACCUUGACAGACGAAUAUGAAACUGCGAGGAAGAAAUUUAAGAGGCAUUCCAUCGAUCGGAGCAUCCUGGAGAGCCUGGAAAUACCGAGUACAUCCGUUGGUGAUAGAAAGCAGCGGACUAGGGGUGGGCUCUGCUUAUCCUGGAGCCUCGAUAAGCAUCGUUUCGUAUGAGGGACUAUUUACAGCGAGGCAAGAAAUUUAAUAAAACUCGGAGAAGUCGUGGAAAACCGAUGUAGCACUAUGCAUAUGCUUCUCUGUCACUGUCGCCGUUUCUGUGGCCGGAAGAGUAGGAGAGAAGAAGAAUUUCAACGUCUGCGUGCGGAGGGUUCGACAGCCUGAGAACUAGCAGAAGAAGCCAGGACUCGUCGUACAGUGGCACAGAAUCAAUUUACCAGCCGAAUCUAUAUUUCAGUUUUUACGGGGACUUACUACGCCUUUGCUGUCUCCUGUCAACAAAAUUUUCUCAAUCGUUCCCGUUAAAUUUCAUGAAUACUAUAUUGUAUUUAUCAAAUGGUAUUUUGACCGGAAGUAAAUAUUUAAUUAUUUUGGGAAGUGGUAAAUCAGUUAUGUUAAAGAAUGUAGAUGAAAAUAGUAGGAUUUUGUAUGUAGUUUGAAUGAUAUGUAGGUUCAUUAAAUUAUUAUUUAAUCAAAAUAAUUAUCAGUAGACUGGGUAUUUUUAUGUAUUUAUGGGAAAUUUAAAGCUGUAAAAAUUUGUAAAAUAUUUAAAAUAGGGUAUUUGUUAUUAUAUUUAAUAAGUGAAACAAAAUUUAUUCUAUUAUAAGUUAUUCAAAUAUUUUUAUGUGUCACUGUGCACAAACCCAGUAUCUCAGCAUAUUCUGUUGAAAUAUUUCGAUAGAUUUUAUUAAAAUAUACUAUCGUUAUUUGUAUUAUGAACACGACUCGUGGCUCUCACGUUUGAACCAUAAUUUGCGGCGCAAGCCGACCUCGAUGUAAGACAAUGGCUUAAAUGUGUUAGCCGAGGAGAUCCAGUUAGAUUAAUUGAUAUUCGAUACUAAAUGCGUUUCCGUGCCACCCUGUGAAAUAAUUCGAAGAAUCGUUCACCCAUCGAAAACCUUAAUUCCAUAUUUCCAUUAAUUACUAGAGAAAAAAUCCGAAAAUCGUAUAUCAUAUCCCAACGCAGAAAGAACCUACGUAUGCCUUUGUUUGAACAGACAGAACUGAAUCGUUCGAAAAAAACAAAGAAUCCGCAGAAAGCAUUCAAAUAACCUGUUGCAUCGAGUCAGGCGAAAAAAAAAUCAAAAAGCCGCUCGGUCAACUGAGAUCCAGAAGAAUCAAUAAACCUAUUAAGUUGAACGAAAUAACCAUAGCCCGUAGUUAAACGCGACUAAUCUAUGCUACGAUAUGUCUUCUUUUCUGUGCCUGACCAAAACUUUGUUUCUCUAUGUCUUAAGUUCACCUUCGUUUCUUCCAUCUUUCAAAGAAGGAAAUUUCAAGCGGAAUGAAAUAAUGGAAAGAAAAGAUGAAGGAAAACUAAUUGCGAUUAAUCAUCUAUGGAAUGACUUCUUUUCAUUGUCCAACUAAAAUGUAAUUUGUUAAUUUACAAAUCCAUGGCCAUUGACUUCCAUUUUUCAGAAAGGAAAAUAAAAUUUGAAGAGAUAAUGAAGAAAUGAAAAGCAGUUGCGAAUAAGUGCCCAUUUUUAUUGACUUCCAUUUUCUAGAAAGUAAAAUUCUAAGCAAAAUAAAAUAAAUAAAUAAAUAAAAUGAGAUUAUUUUCCCAUGGAACGCUUUCAAAAUUUCUGCACACAGAUUCGUUUUUAUUAAUUUCCAUCUUGCAAAAGAGAAAAAGGCAACCGAAACUAAUUGGUAGAGUAGACUACUAAUUCCCUAGGAAAUGUCCUCUUUCCAAUAUUGAACAAAAAUCCUAUAUCUUAAGCCUGUCUACAUUGAUUACUAAUCCCCAAAAAUGAAAAAUUUCAUUUGAAUGAAAUAAGAAAGAAAGAAUAAAAAUAAAAAGGAGACUAAUCUCGAUUAUUCGCCUACUAACAAAAGCCUUCUAAUCAAAAUUACACUUUUCCAUCCACAAGUCCAUCUUCAUUGACUCCUAAUCUUCAAAAGAGAAGUUCGCAAACAAACCAAAGUAGAAUAAAAGAAAACGAAAUGAAUAAAGAGAAGUGAAAAGAAACUCGAAAACCGACUUCGGUCCGGCGGAAAAAUUGAUUCAGCGUAGUCUGGAGGGCCACGGCGAAUACGCGAGAAGAAGAGGAGCCGGGGGCGCGUGUGCGCAGUUCCCUCGACCAACAUGUCCGCCCGGGUACUCUAGGUAGUCGUGGUUAUGCGGCGCGGUGCGUUGCACACCGUCGUCAGGCGAAUCCUCGGUUUUCCGUGCUGCGUACGUCCGCGAGACACGCGUGUCCCUUCGAUGACCGGCUAAAGGGCCAGUAUCGCUGAGUCGUCGCCUCCUGGUGAUUGUGGCUGGCUCUGGUACAAGUUCACCAGAGGUAGUGCACGAGGUUCCGAGCAGCUGCGGGGAGGCUGGAGCCGCGACACGGACAGUCAGAGUGCUGCUCGAGAGUGGAGAAUCGCGGGAGAGCCAGGGAGAGACAGGGAGAGACAGAGGCUUACUGGAGGUGAAACACAAGCGGGCAAGAGAGGGAGAAGCUUGAGGCAGGCGCGCGUAUUGAUUCCCGCGUGGCGUUUAUACGGUGAGGUGAGAAAGCUGCAACCGGAAGACUUGUGCCCGCUUCCUUCUUGCUCGCUGAAAAAGUCGAAGGAAAGGCGGACUGGGCCAACCACAUUGGGUUCCUGGCUCUGAAGCUGCUCGUCCUUCGGUUACUAGAAAGGAGAGCGCGAGAAGGUGAUCGGUGGACCAGAAUGAGAGAAGAGACCCAGGUCUGCUCGAGCAGGGACCCGUCGGCCCUUCGCGCGAGAAAUGAUUUUUAGAAGGAAGAGGGCAUGACGCACCGAACUCAUGCAGUGGCGAAAACACGUGCGCAUCAAGUACGGUGGUCGAGUCGGUGUCGGUCAAGGGCAGCGGGAGCGGGAGCAGGUGCAGCUGCAGGUGCGCGUGGUGCAGCUGCAGCGGGAAGGGGGCGCACGACUCAGCUACGUCUGUCAUCAGCCUCAACUCUCGUCGACGGCUCGCCGCAGCUGCAGCGCAGCAGCCAUGCUCUGCUGCGGCCGCAGAAAAGAGGGCCGGGGGGAAGUGACAGACAUCAGCGCAAGUCCUGGGAGGCAAGCACCUGCCAACCAGUUGCGCCCCAAGGAACCACCCCCCAUGGUGAUUCAGGGAGAUUUCAGAAAGGUGAGUGGAAUCAGCACAGAGAUCUUCAAACAGAUCGAGACCGUCGAGAACGAUCAUGACGCCUCGACAGCAGCGGCCCUCGAAGCUGUCGAACGAAGGGGUGAGAUGGUCGUCCGAGUCAUCGAGCCACGACAGAUGGGCAGACAGGCGUCCGAGGCGGCGAAAAAGUUCAUUGCUAUGCAGGAUCCAAAGCACCCCAUCCACUUUGUCGAGAUAAUCAAAAGGCCAGGCCAGACGCUGGGGUUGUACAUACGGGAGGGCAAUGGCGUCGACAGAAACGACGGUGUCUUUAUCUCAAGGAUAGCCCUGGAGACCGCAGUCUACAACAGCGGCUGCCUGAAGGUUGGGGAUGAAAUCCUAGCAGUGAAUCUAGUCGAUGUGACGCACAUGAGCCUGGACGAUGUCGUGAUCAUUAUGUCGAUACCCAGGAGGCUCGUCCUGGCGACUAGGCAUGGCCAGCACCAGCCUGUCUCACAUAGUCGUCAGGCCGAGCACAAACCGCCUCCGGUUGUGGUGAUCAAGAGGGAUCUAAACGAAGAUGAGAGCGACCAUGCAACAAGUAACCACGUCAGGGAUGGCAAUCGUAGGCGUGGCGACGGUCGUGAGAUGCUACCUUCCCGGUCUAGAUUAGGUCUGUCGGGUCUAGGCUCCAGUCAAGACCUAGGUUCCAGCAACGGUGAUCUAUACUACAACUCCAGACCGGAGGGACACUGGUCGUAUCAACCACCACCACCUCCUGUUAUCACACAUCAGCCAAAACCCUCUACGACGCAACACUUCCAGCCUUAUGAACGUGGAUAUCCAAAAACUUUGGAGAGUUUAGCUGAAAAAGUACACUCCUUCUACACGGGGCCAGUUAUGCCCUCAAAUGGUGGUCGUCGAAUGUCCACGGGCGCAGGGAUGCAGUCGGUUGGCAGCAGAUUGUCUAGUCAGACUCAGCCAUCGCAUUAUGGUUAUGGCCAACAUUCUGGAAGUGGAAGAAUCAUGCCUAGAAGCGGUUCAGAUCAACAUUUACCUCGUGUUGAUUACACAAGUAUCAGCACUCCAGCUCGACAUACUCUUCUUAGAUCCAGCUUGAAGUCAGGAACAUCUGCGUUGAGAUAUAACACCAGAUAUGGCACUCAGGGAGACAGUACGUCGACUACUCAGAGACAAGGUCAAUUUGGUACUCUAACCAGGAGGCACCGACCAUCGUUGGAUUAUGCUUCAGACACUGAAGCAACCUGUUCGAGUUCGCCCAAGUCGGCGUAUUAUUACUACAGGCAUAAUAUGAACAAUCCACCUCAGAGUAGCGCUGUCUCGCAUCUUGCCACCCUAUCAAGAUCACAGAUUGGUCAGAGUUCCUCAGGCUUGAGAUCGAAUUCGUUGCCUCGUAGUGGCAGAACGUUGCCCCAGCAACCAGGUCUCAGGUCUGGACUUAGCACAGUAGCAUCUGGACUAAUAGAUCAGGAAGAUAGUGACGGAGCACUAUCAGCGCCCGAACUACCUUCCAUUAGACGCGAUAGAGGAAGAAUACCGUCAUCACCCAGUGUGUUCACAUCAGAUGAGUACCGAGCAUGGCUGAGUCGAACGCCGAGUACCAGUGCAUUGUACGAGCAGAUUAGGGCCACUACGACUAGACCACCACGUUACACUUACAGCGCAGAGAACAUCCACGCAGCUGUAAAUCAAGGUGAAUAUGGAAGCUAUGGGACGUACAGACCAUUGUCCAGCACGUUGGAUCGUUUGUCAACAAGAUCAGCCUCUGCUCAGCAAGUGAAUCUUGCCAACUUAAGAGCAUCGACAGCGAUCAGCUCGACGUGUCAUCGUGGAACAGCGAACCCAAGACCGGCCUCGGUUGCAUCCAGUGCUCGUACGUCCUUGACGAGUCAGAAACCGUCACUGAGCAGCUCCACUACCCAGAGGGCAACGUCGGUCAGAAGAAUCAGGAACCUGCUGGACCUGGAAUCCACCCGAAGCAUACCUACCCCCACACCUACCAGAACUCAGGAUCAAAGACUGCUAGAUAUUAAUCCUGCAGAGUUCCUUAAGUAUAAGAUAGAAAAACCUCCGACUGUGGGAACUCCGAGCUCGACUAGCUCUCUUUUGAGCUCGCUCGGGGAAACCAGCAGCGGUGACCUGGCGGGUGGUGUUAGUGGACUACUUUGGGUCCAUCUUCUGGCAGGUCGUGGCCUCCGUUCAACAACAUCCUCCUCAGCUGCCACUACACCUUCCACACCAUCAGGUCAGCCUAAUUUAGCUAGUUGCGGCUUGAGAGACCUUUACUGCGUGCUGGAGUGCGAUAGGGUGCACAAGGCGAGGACAGUGAUGCGAACUGGCGAUUUAAUGUUCGACUGGGACGAAACCUUCGAGCUGGACCUCGUUGGCAACCGGCAGUUAGACUUGCUGGUCUAUUCCUGGGAUCCACAGUACAGGCACAAGCUUUGUUACAAAGGAUCUGUGCACCUGGCGACCCUUUUGAAAGAAUCACCAGUUCACCAGCUAGCUGUCAAAGUUGAACCACGUGGCACAAUUUAUCUAAGACUGAGAUAUACGGAUGCUCAGCAAACAUUCCGAAGGAGAGGACUCCCAGUCAUAUCUCUGGCUACCAGAGUGGCGCCACUUUUCGGAGUUGACCUUGACACAGUGGUGAGUCGAGAGAGCAAGACUGGUGGAGUUCCUGGAGGUGUUUCUACCGCCCUAGCCAUGGGUGUUCCAAAUGUGCCCAUAAUUGUAUGGCGUUGUGUCGAAGAAGUUGAAAGAAGAGGUCUUGACAUCAUUGGUCUAUACAGGCUCUGUGGUUCAGCUACCAAAAAAAGGAUACUUAGGGAGGCUUUUGAAAGGAAUGCUCGUUCAGUGAACCUGUCGCCUGACAAUGUACCGGAUAUCAACGUGAUUACUGGUGUACUGAAGGAUUACUUGCGAGAACUUCCAGAACCACUCUUCACGAGGUGCCUGUAUCAGAUGAUGGUCGAUGCAUUGGCCGUCUGUCUACCGGAUGAUCCACAAGGCAACGCAAAACUUAUGUUCAGUAUACUUGACUGUUUACCAAAAGUGAACAGGUGUACGUUAAUCUACUUGCUGGAUCAUCUGGCAAUGGUAGUAUCACAGUGUAAUAAGAUGUCACCAGCAAGUUUGGCAGUCUGUUUCGGACCAGUUUUAAUGCUACAUUCUGAAGAGAACGGACCGCCUUUGGAUUUCCAACAACCAAUAGCAGUUCUCAAGUAUCUUCUUGAAAUUUGGCCUGUUAAGUCAGUUCGGAAGAUUUCUUCAGUCGCUUCGGCGCUUCCUCGAGUUACGCCAACAGUCGAGCACAACAGCAGUCAACAGCAACUGCAACACCAGCAGCAGGCUCAGCAACAGGUGCAACAGCAACUGCAGGGAACAUUGGGACGCACAGGGCUGCCCUGGCAGCCUCAACACUCACUUCAUCAACAGCCCCCAACUACGGCAGCACCCGCAGCCCUCGCGCCCUCCACUCGUCCUCCACCACCGGUCAAGCCUCGCCAGGUGAUAGUCUCGUCUCCCGGUUCACCUAGCAGCGAGGAGUCGGAAGCCUCGCCGGAACCGAUUAACAAAAGCCUCCUGGGCGGCCUGGGACUCGAAAAGAACAACGAAGAGGCCACAGCGAACUCGACUGGUCCUGGAACAGAACAGAUUACGCCGACUAGCAGCGUCGACACCGAGGAGGGAAAUACACCACAUCCUGAAGAGGGUGAGAAGGGCGUCGAGGGUGAUGCAGAGGCCAGCGAUGACGAUCGACAUUAGCACGUACCCAAUACGCAUUAGAGUCUCGUGAAAUAUGAGGAUUUAAUCGGGGAUGUGCGCCCUGGAUAGCUUCGACGUCUUGGUUUUACCGAUAGUUUGGAGAAUCUUGCGUUUCUUCUUUUUUUUUUUUUAAGAAGAUGAGAUUACUAAGGAACAGUGUUGGGCAUGGAAUAACGAAUACAUUGAAAGGUUAAGAUUUGUUCAACUAGAAAAUCACCUGGAUUAUCUAGUUGUCAGUUGUUAAUUGUUAAAAUAGACUGUAAACAGGCUUAAAGUCUGCCUACAGUUUCUCUAAAUUUAUUUAUUAUCUAAAGAAAGUUUGGAUAGGUUUGAAUCUUGCCCAAUACUGACGCAUGCGUAUUAAGAGACUGAAAAUGAAACUUGUAAUAGAAAUAUAAUGGAUUUUGAAGUCUGUUGGAACAGGAUUGAAAGGGUUUUGUUGCUCACAAGUGUGUUUGUUUGAAAUUGUUUAAAAAAAAGAGACAGAGGUUAUAUUCUUAAGAUACAGCUUAUCAUUCAGAAUUGUAUGAAAUGAUAAACAAACAUGUUAAGAGUUUCUGUUUCAUUUUAAUCAAAGAUUCUCAUGAUGUGUUGAUGAAAGCUGAAAAAAAGAA
Molecule: messenger RNA, 9150 nt
Organism: Bombus pascuorum
Lineage: Eukaryota; Metazoa; Arthropoda; Insecta; Hymenoptera; Apidae
Gene: RhoGAP100F
Product: rho GTPase-activating protein 100F
Exons: 27
Coding region: 4457-8536 (1359 amino acids)
Biological process (GO): signal transduction
Molecular function (GO): protein binding
Source: RefSeq, a predicted model, not a curated record